Messenger RNA from Sorex araneus (European shrew), 2354 nucleotides. RefSeq names its product thiamin pyrophosphokinase 1 (gene TPK1). Gene Ontology annotation, biological process: thiamine metabolic process; thiamine diphosphate biosynthetic process. The record is from RefSeq and is a predicted model, not a curated record. The transcript is spliced from 9 exons. Lineage: Eukaryota; Metazoa; Chordata; Mammalia; Eulipotyphla; Soricidae. The coding region runs from base 271 to 1002 and encodes 243 amino acids. Gene Ontology annotation, molecular function: thiamine diphosphokinase activity; ATP binding; thiamine binding.
CGCGGUGGGCGCGUGUGCGGGGAGCGCGGGGGGCGCGCGGCAGGUGCGCGCGUGUGCGGGGAGCGCGAGGUGCGCGCGCGGGCGGAGCGGCCAGAGCGGGCGGAGCGCGCGGCUCCCGGAAGCGGGCGUGGCCGCCCGGCGCGGCUCGUCCUUAAACCCGCGCGCGCGGGCGCGUCGGCCCAGGCCGUGGCAGCCGAUCGCCGAGUGCUCGAUCGCCCCCGCCGCCGCCGCCGCCGCGUCCCUCCCGCCGUCCCAGCCCCGCAGCCCGCCAUGGAGCGUGCCUUUACCCCGCUGGAGCCGCUGCUGCCCGCCGGGACUUUGAAGUACUGCCUUGUGGUUCUGAACCAGCCUUUGAACACAUGUUUCCGUCAUCUUUGGAAGAAAGCCAUUUUAAGAGCCUGUGCUGACGGAGGUGCCAAUCGCCUGUAUGAUGCCACGGAAGGAGAGAAGGGGAGCUUUUUACCUGAAUUCAUCAGUGGAGACUUUGAUUCCAUUAGGCCUGAAGUUAGAGACUACUAUACCCUUCAGGGAUGCGAGCUUAUUUCAACCCCUGAUCAGGAUCACACUGACUUUACCAAAUGCCUCCAGGUGCUCCAGAAGAAGAUAGAAGAAAAAGGCCUCCAGGUAGAUGUGGUCGUGACCCUGGGCGGACUGGCUGGACGUUUUGACCAGAUCAUGGCCUCUGUCAACACCCUGUUCCAAGCGACCGCCAUCACCCCGUUGCCGAUCAUAAUGAUCCAGGAGGAAUCGCUCAUCUACCUGCUGCAGCCGGGGAAGCACAGCUUGCGCGUGGACACUGGACUCGAAGGCUCCUGGUGUGGCCUCAUUCCUGUGGGACAGCCGUGCAACCGGGUCACGACAACGGGCCUCAAGUGGAACCUCACAAACGACGUGCUUGGUUUUGGGACCCUGAUCAGCACUUCGAAUACCUAUGACGGAUCUGGCGUGGUGACCGUGGAAACAGACCGUCCGCUCCUCUGGACCAUGGCCAUCAAACACUGACCCGAGCCCGACGCCUUCUGCCUCUGCCAGAGACUGACCUCCUUUGCAAAUGGCUUGUUGCUCCACAAAACAGUUCACCUUGGGGUUCCGAAAGCCCAGCCUCCCUGUGGGAGCCCCGUAGUUUUCCGUUUACAUUUAGAUGAUCCAGGGAACGCCUUCAUUUUCCCAGUGGAGAGUGUGGGCUGGUGACCGCUGUUUGUUAAGGGAGGAGGUGUUACCUCCAGUUGGAAAAUCUCAGGGCGGGGGUCUUUCUCCUGUGAAAGUCACUGCUGAUUAUCCUUCCACUGUUAAUCAUUCCACAUUUCCUGCGGAAUUGUUUUAACUCUGGGCCCAGAAAGCUCUGCUGAGAUGCACCGCUGUCCUCCAUCCAAUGCUCCCACUGGUCCUUAAACGCUUGACACCACCAACGCCCGCUCCUGCGUGACUGUGAAUAUUUUCUUCUUGUCUCUGAGGUAGAAAAAAGAAGUCCACCUGGAUUGGGGUGUUACAACUGCCACAUUUCACCCAGACCUUGCCACUGCAUUCACUGCGCUCUUUCCUCUUAAAAAUAAGAACAGUUAAACUGAUCAUUACGUUGGGAAAUAAGGUCGCCGAACAUGCAAGAGAAGGAAUGGGAGAUGGGAUGGGGGAUGAGUGACCGCAUCGGGCCUUAGGGGAUCCCCGGGUAAAAUCACGCUCCUCACCCGUGCACGCUAGGCAGAAAGUAUGGUGCCAAGGACACCGAAAUUUCCAAAUUCAUUUCAGCCCGACAUACAUCAGACCGAAUCCACUUCUGACGGUUCACGGGUCAUAAGCUAAUGCAGGUGGUCAGAACACGAGCUUAACAAUCUCGGGAGGGUCAGUGAGCUGAGGGCAUUUCCAAGCCCAGGUCCCCGUCCCAGGACAGCCAUUCACCUGAGUUCCUGAACCCCUUUCUUUGGGUGGGAGAACAGGAGGGACCGGGCUUAACAGGGUGCAGUGCUCUGCCCACGGGGCCAUCUGGACACUUGGCUACUGACCCCGCGGGUUCAGCCACCUGGACACAGACAGUGUUGGCGUUGCUGUUCUCUUGAGAUGCUCUUGGCUGUCCUACCCUUCUCUACCCAAUUACCAGUCCAAGGUUGCCAUACAGCCCACGAGGGAGAAGACCCUCCCCCGCGUGCUGCUCUCGCAGACGAUGCCAUGGAGCUCUGAGGAGAGGGACCAGCAGCUUUUUCCUUUCCCUCCUGGUGCUAUCAGGUGCCGCGUCAGACUGUCGUGUGAAUGGAAAAACCAAAGCGGGAUCAGUGGGACCACGGGCAGUUGGGAACCACUGAUCUAUCGAAGCUCAUUUGUUUAUGCAAAUACCUGUAUCAGUCACGUGCCAAAUAAAA